AUGUCUUAUUCCAAUAUAGACAAAGAAGAAAUAGAAGAGGAAGAGAUGGAAGAAGAAGAGUAUGAAGAAGAAUUGCAGGAAAAAGUUAAAAAUUCUUUGAUAGCUAUUAGAGCAAUUCUCCAGGUAUUACAUGAACUCAUAGUUAACACUUACCGUAAUUGUCAUGGAAUAAUUUCACAAAAUGUUUUAGCAGUUUACAACUUUGAUUUAGAAUUUAUGUAUGUGCUUAGUGGGCGAGAAGGAUCUACUCAUGAUUCAAAAGUAUUAAAUGAUGCUCUAUCUAAAUUUUUUUUGGUGAAUUGUGGAUUUCCAAAUCGAUGUCAAUUUUUAGCUCCUUUUCGAGGUAUUCGUUAUCAUCUUCAAGAUUUUUUAGGUCAAAGUCGUGACCCUGAAACUCCAAAUGAAUUAUUCAAUCAUCGUCAUGCUUCAUUGAGAAAUACAAUUGAGAGAUUAUUUGGUAUAUUUAAAUCCCGGUUUACAAUUUUCAAAACAGCUCCGCCAUUUCCAUUUAAUACAUAAGCAGAAUUAGUUUAAGCUUGUGCAAGAUUACAUAACUUUUUGCGCAAGGAGCGUCGUUCUGAUGAGUUUCCAGAAGAACAAGAUGAUGAAGGUUUAUCAUCUUCAGCAAUACUAGCUAAUGAGGAGGAUGAUUCUGAACCAAUUAUUGAGACUCAAGAAGAACAAAGAGAGCAUGCAAAUCAAUGGAGAGAUGCUAUAGCUGCUAAUAUGUGGAAUGAUGUUGAACAUUUUAAUGAUAAUGAAUAA
This is a messenger RNA of Ziziphus jujuba (common jujube), 765 nucleotides long. RefSeq lists its product as uncharacterized. Lineage: Eukaryota; Viridiplantae; Streptophyta; Magnoliopsida; Rosales; Rhamnaceae. The record is from RefSeq and is a predicted model, not a curated record. The transcript is spliced from 3 exons.